AUGGCUUUGGAGUCUCAUCGAGGCCGCCGAAAAAGUUUCACAAUUGAAGUACCCAAAUCUGCCAAACCCUGCCUAAUAAAUCAGUUUUUCUUCUGCUACGUCACCAUCAUUGUUUCCGUCCGUUUAAAUUUGUUAUUUCAGAGAGGACAAACGCCGUUUAAUCGUGCCUCCCUUCUCAACGUGGGCUUCAUUGAGGCCAUGAAGAGACUCAACUACGCCUGUCUCAUUUUCCAUGACGUGGACCUGCUGCCUGAGGAUGACAGGAAUCUGUACAUGUGUGAUGAAGUACCCACGCAUAUGUCGGCAACCAUUAGUAAAUUUAACUACAAGUAA
This is a messenger RNA of Dibothriocephalus latus, 333 nucleotides long. Lineage: Eukaryota; Metazoa; Platyhelminthes; Cestoda; Diphyllobothriidea; Diphyllobothriidae. The record is from the annotation of a GenBank genome assembly.